CACAAUCGAAUUUGUCCAGACGUCAUGGCCGAGGGGUUUGAGAAGCAGGCGGUGUUCCGCCGCCUGGGCAGCAGCGUGCAGACGUCGGCCGAGGCCAAGGGCGCGCGGAUCGUUAUCGCCGCGAGCGGAACCACCGACAUUGGCUCCGCGCGCUGCGCUGUGAACCAGGACACGUACAUGGCGCUGGACGUCGGCGGCGGCAGCGUCGUCCUCGGCGUCUUUGACGGGCAUGGCAAGGAGACGGGCCAUAUUGCAGCCGAGGCCGCGAAAGCGUUCUUCAUGUCACACUUCGAGUUGCCGGAAUCGCUUGCCGCGAUCGAGGCGCAGCCCGAAGCCGAGCUGCGCUCGCUCUUUGGCCAAUGCCACGCCCAUAUCUACCGCGCAUUCCAAGCGCACUACGCGUCGCUCGGGCUCUGCAUGCGCGACGACAGUCUCAACGGUCGAUCGUUUCUCCUCAAGCGAAAAGGCCCGUCGCAGCCAUACACAUGCGUACAGGGCGGGACGACUGCGACGCUGGCCAUUUUGCUGCAUGGCACGCGACUGCUCGUGGCCAACGUCGGCGACUCGUCCGCGCUCCUUGCCGGCGCAAACAGCGUGCGUAUCACGCCGCUCCAUGCCCUCUCGGACGCGCCCAUCUACUGCCCGCACGCGCCGUCUUCAUCGUCUGACGGGAAUCCUUGCGAAAGCGAGAACAACAACUGCAGCGAUCACACGAUGCACCAUCUCAUCUCGGGCGACCACUCGGCCGAGUCGCGCAUCGAGUUUGACCGCGUCGCCACAAGCGACGUCCAGGGCCUGCAGUUCCUCUAUGACGCGCCGUGCGUCGCGAAUCGGCUCGUGCGCGUGCCCAUCUUUACCAAAAACAGCGCCGGCGACGUAGUCCAGAGCGCUGGCGGCCGCUACUACAAGAACGUGCGCAACGAAUGGGCGUCGAUGGUCGCGGCUCCGAUCGAUGCUGCGUUCGCCGACUGCCUCGCGUUCACACGGUCGCUCGGUGACUUUCACUUGCACGCGCACGGCCUCUCGUGGCAGCCCGAUGUGCUCGACAUCUCGCUCUUUGACGACCCGACGAGCAGCAGUGAGUUGGCGAUCGUCUUGGCGACUGACGGCGUCUGGGACGUGUGGCAGUACGACGAGCUCGCGCAGUUUGUGCUGUCGACCAAGAACGAGAGCGACGCGUCGCCCGAGGUUGACGCCAAGGCCCGCGCCCGCCGCCUCCUCCAAGAGAACCUGGCCAAAGCCCACACCAUCUUUGGCGACCAAGCCGACAACAUGACGGCCGUGCUCUGCUAUCUCUCGCGCACCUAAGCGAUGUGGGUCCGCUCGCAUUCGUCUCCAGGUCGCUUCACGACUUGCCAUCGUAUUACACUAUCCGAUUUUAUAACCCUAAUCUCCUCAACAAGACAAAUAUGACCUUUCCG
Molecule: messenger RNA, 1421 nt
Organism: Saprolegnia diclina VS20
Lineage: Eukaryota; Oomycota; Saprolegniomycetes; Saprolegniales; Saprolegniaceae
Exons: 1
Coding region: 25-1308 (427 amino acids)
Biological process (GO): protein dephosphorylation
Molecular function (GO): cation binding; protein serine/threonine phosphatase activity
Source: RefSeq, a predicted model, not a curated record